Molecule: messenger RNA, 3224 nt
Organism: Leptidea sinapis
Lineage: Eukaryota; Metazoa; Arthropoda; Insecta; Lepidoptera; Pieridae
Gene: Reph
Product: eukaryotic translation initiation factor 3 subunit A
Exons: 8
Coding region: 503-1282 (259 amino acids)
Source: RefSeq, a predicted model, not a curated record
CUGCGUGUUCCGGUUCUUUGUCAUCAAUGGGUUGCCGGGCGAGUUCAUUUCAAGUGCCACUUGAAUAUAAUUUACGCUAUAUUUGAAGAAGAUUGUGAUUAAAAUAGGGUUUUACGGCAAUUCUAUUGCUAUUUGCUUGAUAAUCGAUAACGCAGCCCAGUCAGAUCGCGAGGAUUUCGAAUUGUUUGGCGUUAGGCCCUUUCGGUAUUAAUGAGCCGUACCCACUUCAGCUGACUGCGUCGUACGCAAGGCUACUCUAGUAGUAGUCUGGCGUUCGAGGGAGGCGGUCGGGUUUAAGCUCGCGGUUGUGAUAUAUGCGGUUAGCUUUUCUGAGUGUUAAAAUGGUUUCAGAACAUUUACCAUAAGCGUGAAAGGUUGUGCGCGGUAUUCAUUCUUGUAUUAGUUAACGUUUAGUUUCACGUAUAGCUUAAGAUCGGUGACGGGGCACAGUGUCAGUGUGUGUUGACUUGAAGCGGACUGUCGGCUAAGCUGAGGCUUAAUAAUGCUCAAGUUCUUGACUCACAAGCUCCGAACGCAUUCUUUGAAUGAGGAGAACGUUUCCGAGAAGGUUGAGGAGCGAGACUCCGGGACUGAGUCGGACGACGAGGCAGAGCGCACCGACACCGGUGGAUACUGCGCGGACGUCAUUAUGAAGUGGAAUGACGUCACAAAUAUCAGUAUGAGCGGCGAGGCGUGUGCCUGCGCGCCCACACCCCCCGCGCCCCGUCAGCUGGUCGCCCCCGAGCCUGAUCAGCUGUACGACCAUCAUUCAUCAGAGGAGGAACUAGAGGUUAUCAACGGGAGUGAAGGCAGUACUGCGAGUGCCGAGGGCGGAGCGGCGCCUCGCAGCGAGGGCCGGCGGCGGGGUGCGUCCUCCCCCGCGCGGACGGCGCCCGAGAAGAGACGCUGGCCCGCGGAGCCCUACGACGAGGAGCUGGCGACGAGGGCGCCCUCGUCCGACGACGAUGAUACUAAGGUGGAGACGCCGGUGCGGUUCCGCACGUCGCCGCCGCUGGAGGCGCUCAAGCCACGGCGUGCGGGCGGGGUGUGUGCGGGCGGGGCGGGUGUCUGCGGGGCGAGCGCGGGGGGCGGGGGCGGGGGCGGGCCCUCGCCGCCGUCGCCGCGCCGCCGCCGCAUGCCGCUGCCGCCGCCGCGGAGACACCGGCCGGCGCUCGACUUUGAUAAAAUGCAACAGCUGAAGGUGAGCGGCGCGGGCGGCGUGCGGUCGUGGCGCGCGGUUGGCGGCGCGCACGGCGGGGAGCUCUCCGUGUUCUGCUGGUGAGGGAGCGACGCCCGCCCCCCACACACGCUCCCAGUUCGCGAGGCACACUUAAUCAGUACAACAAGGGGGAAGUUCCUCGACUCUUGGUAUAUCGAAGCUAUUCCCUGUACUCUCGUGCUCCGGUUGGACCACAGGUGGUCCACUGGCCGGCGAUAGCCGCCCGGCUCCUGCGAUACACCGUCUCCUACAUUUUUCUACUACUUUGAAAUAUUUGUUAGCGAAAUAUUCAAUUGUAUGUGUGUAUGCCCGGUGCGGUUGGACAGGAAUCGUCUAGGUUUGGAAACGGUUUUUUGUGUGAACACGAUUAUUGCGUAUUGAAGUAAAACUAUUUAAUUAGUGUGAAUAUUUUAUAGCUUUACUUCAAGUUGUGUGUAGUUUUACUGCAGGCCUGAUAUCCUUCUUGUAACCUGUUGCACACAAUCAACAAAGUACAAACUUAUAGAUAGGUCGUGAACUCGGGCUUCAAGAACACUCACACAUGUAGAACCCGCGGCCAUUUUGUGUUCACAACGCCGACGCACGCGUCACGUUAUAUUGACACCAGUGUUGUCAGCACAAAAUAUUAGACCGAACGAUGUUGAAGCGCAGAUUACCGAAUGUAGUUUUUGGAAGUAUUUACUCAUUUUGAAUACUGUGUAUAAAAUGACUGUUACGUCGAGGUCGGGAACCGCGCGACGUCCCGAUUCCCGGCCCCGAUGAGUUUUGUAAGACGCCAUCGUUAGUUACAUAAAUGAGUUAUUUUAUUAUUAGUCUCGUGACAAAUUAUUAUGGUAUUGUUGUUGUUAAAGGCGAUACAAGUCGGUUCGGUUAGGUGCGGUGCGGGUUCGGUCCGUCCGUUCGCCUCUCUCAUAGUAAGUAGCGGGUCCUCGGGUAGCUCCUUCGUUUGGUGAAGACCCAAACUGGUAAUAUAUUGUAUUCUUUGGUGUAGACCCAAGCUGGUAAUAGAUUGUAUUCUUUCAUAACGAUAAAUCCGCACCGGCCGAACCAUAAUAGAUUCGGUUCGCCCGCGGGAACCACCCUCCGCUUUUGAUCUCGAAAUGCGACUGAAGAAAAGUGGCACCUGGCUGUCUUUGUCGUCCGCACGCGGCGCGACAUCCGCCACUCAAAUGUGAUCGAGUCCUCAAUAGAGGAUCUAAAUAUUAACUUUUUAUCAUUUAAUGUCGCGUGUUAGGACGCGGCCGACCUUGUGCAUGUGGGGUCCAACACACGACGACGAGAUCGGCUCGUGUUCGGACGAUAUAUCGGUUGUACCUAGUUAUGUAACUUAUGUUAAUAGAAACUUGUUUAGCAGAGCUAAACCUGCUGUUAUGUUGUGUUGAAUGAUACCAUCAGUGACUGGUGCGAGUGGAUCAGUGAAUGUAACGGACAUUUAACAAAUUUUCAAUUUAAUACGAUAAAGUACUAAGACUUUUUUUAAAUCGCUUGGAUAAAGAUUGUAUGUACAUAAUGUUAAGUUAGGUUAGACAUAAGUGCAGUGUUAGAUGUAGUAGGACAUAACAAAUUGUACGAGGGACGCUCGCAGCCGACCGCAACGUUCACUCCUUAUUUUUGUGUUAUUUUUUAUUUCUUGCUACUAUUUUUGUUACUGACCUCUCCGUAUCGAUUCUGGCGUCACUGAAGUGUGCUCGCGGAGAACUAACUGUUGCGCCUUUUGACUCAUCAGAUUAGGAUCAAUAAUAACUUGUAAAGUACUUCAUCGUGUUUAUGAUGAUGUGUAUAUUAUCUGACACGAGCCCGAUGCUCUUCUUCACGAGCACUCUGCAGCUUAAUCACCUCCGCAGCUAUUGGAUCAAAUCCACGAAAUAUAUUUCAUCAGUACGCGGUGCGGAGGCUCAAAGUGACGUCAGCAAUCGAAGGUGAUAUUUUACAAGAUAAUUUAUAUUAUGUUUUUAUAUAUUGAAUUAACAAGUGUAAUAAAGAGUGAGCAAUGGCAAAUCUUAAA